Messenger RNA from Prorocentrum cordatum, 1828 nucleotides. The record is from the annotation of a GenBank genome assembly. NCBI's taxonomy places the organism in Eukaryota, Dinophyceae, Prorocentrales, Prorocentraceae.
CGAUACGGAACUGGCUGCGGUCCCGCGACCUCCCAAAAUUUGUAUGAGCGCGAUCCGUAGCCAUUUUGGCUCAAGCGCAGCUCGAGCUGGCCCCCCCCAUGGUGCAUACUGGCGCGCGCCCGGGGCGCCAGCUCGAACUCCAAUGGCGGCGGUCAGCGGCGGUGAGCUGCUGCUGCCCAAGGUGCGGCAUGACGAUCGCGCUCCUGGGUCUCCACUAACGCAGGACAUCGCACGCCAUAAGUGCAGCGCAGGAGAGAUGCCCUUCUACAGUGCGGUUUUCAACCUCACAAACACAAUCAUAGGCACCGGCACGCUGACCAUGCCUUUCAUCUUUGCGCAGGUCGGCUGGCUGGCUGGUAAUGUAAUUUCUGUUGUUGUCAUGCUCUUCACACUAUUCUCAGCGUACCUGCUUGUCGUUGCGAGUGACAAUGUCGGUGGCGACGGUGCUCGCAGCUUUGAGUCGCUCGGCUACCUCUGUUGUGGUGCUCUUGGCUCUGUGUACGCCGAAUGCACUUUCAUAUUUGGGGGUCUCGGCACUUGCACUGGCUACAUGAUCUUCAUCGGCCAGCUGAUAGCCCAGGUCACUGGUCUCGGGGUCGGCCAGGCUUACAUUCCGAUUAUGCUAGCCAUGUUGUUCAUUGUUGUUCCGUUGGCUUGGCCACGGAAUAUUCAUGCCCUCCGCUACACAUCUGUCUUAGCUAUCGUGGCGAUAUUGUACGUGGUCGUCAUGUACGCCUACCUCUGGGCGACAAUCGGGCGGUACAACUACCCCUCCCACAGGGAUGUUUACAAGGAGCCCCACGAGAUCACCGUGUCGCUGCUUUCAGUCAAUUCUUUGAACUUGCUGAUUGGUGCUUACUGCGUGCAGAACACUUGCCUCCCAAUAUACGGUGAGCUGCGGUGCAGAUCGCCCAAGAGGAUGAUUGGUGCCACCGCUUGCGCGAUGUUGGUGUCGUUUGCAGUUUACGAGGUGAUCGGGCUCAGUGGCUAUUUCCUGUUCGGUGGUGGGGUGCCAAGCAACUCGCUGCUCAGCCUGGACGAAGACUUCGUCAUCGCGCACCCGUGGACCAAGUGGGCCCGAGGCGUCGCAAAGGUUUUGAUGUCCUGCUCGAUCGCGCUGUCCGUGCCUCUGGCCAUUUGGCCAUGCAGAUCGGCCAUCUGCUCCGUGAUUAUGCGCGCCCGCGUGGGCUGCCUUGGCCCCGCGCUCGGGUCCGAGCUUGCAUCGGACGGCCUGUUCCACGGAGUUACAUUGGUCUUCCUGGCCAUCGUCACUCUGCUCGCCCUCCUGAUCCCUGACGUCACGAUACCCUUGGGUCUGGUUAACUCCUUGGCUGGAGGCAGCAUGAUAUUUGUGAUGCCGGGCCUGUUCUAUCUCGGUUCCCUGGAGAAGCAUCGUCGGUUUUCUUGGUCCAGCUUCCACGCUUUCGCCAUGAUCGCUGCUGGCCUGGCCGUGUGUGUUUUGGGUUUUGGCCUGCAGUUGAAGAGCAUCCUGCAUCAGUUCGGCACUGACGGAGCUGGCACGAAUGCAUCCUGAUCUCUUCAAUCGUAUUGUUUGCGCCAGCCGCGCUGCUCGUUUGCGGCAUGUCAGUUGCUGGCAGCCGCGCCGAGCUGGCGCGUGCAGUCGUUCGCCCUCUAGUGAGUCGGGCUGUACCUGUGGCAACCUUCGAGAAGGCCAGGCCGCGGAGUGCGGAACACCUCCCAGUCCCACCUCCCAUGCUUCUUCCUCCUACUCCUGACCUCCAGCUCGGCUGUCCAGCGGCUGUUUCAAGCAGCUGUCGACAAGUGGGUGUAGUGGACGUCCUGGAGGGCAGAGCGGGUGGGGGGGGGA